Molecule: messenger RNA, 783 nt
Organism: Podospora pseudopauciseta
Lineage: Eukaryota; Fungi; Ascomycota; Sordariomycetes; Sordariales; Podosporaceae
Exons: 2
Coding region: 1-783 (260 amino acids)
Source: RefSeq, a predicted model, not a curated record
AUGAGAAACAUCCUUUCUAGUAAGCUAGCUCAGUUCACCUACGCUCAAAUUAUCGACGGUCUUCCGAUUGAAGACGUAGCCUGGGACCAGCGCAUCCCUGCCGUCUAUGGCAACCACCCCAUUGAGAACCACCCUGAACUCUGCCCCGGCGCUCUAGAGUUUGCCCUUGAGUACAAGGACAAGCUUGACUUUGAGCUCCUGUCUUUUCCCCGUGAGUUGACAACCAAGUACGUCCAAUCCACGCCUGAUAGCAAGGUUUUCAACGCUCGCCUCAUUGAGCUCGUUGCUAUGGCUUUGAAUGAAAUAGGGAUUCUUCUGUUCGAUGUUGGUAUCGAAGUUCACCAGGGAACGGGAGGUCGUUCCAUCGAGGCGAUCACCCACUGGAAGCAAGACCCGGAUGAUGAGACGCUUCCUACUAUGAUUUUGGGAGGUGUGGUGAAUUUUGGUAGGAAGGCUGAAGAACAGAAUCUUGCUCAACCGCCGAACGUCUACAUUAUUACUAGCCGGGCGGGGACUACGCCUAGGUACUGGCAGCUGUUGGAUAGUCAACAGGAAGGGUUGGUUGAUUUUUUCUUGAAGGAGGAUGAUGCCGGGAAGGGUCCGCUUCUGCUGAUGUGUACGGAGGAGAACAAGGUUAGGAUUGAUGAAAGGUUUGCGGUUGUGCCGAGGGGGGUGUAUAGGGAUGUUUGGGAACGGUUGCCGCCGUCGGAAAAGCAUAUGAGGCAUAUGGAUCGGAGGCCUAGGAGGGAGGGGGAUUACCCGAGGAUGGAACGGUGGAUUUGA